AUGGUGACUUGUACCAUACAGCCAUCGGGUGAUGAGGAAGAAGGAGACACAGAAAUGACACAGCAGGACACAGCCCAGGUUCCAGAGCCACCAAAGAAAACCAAACAGGUGAUCACCACCAAGAGCAGCCGUUCCAGCAGUCCCCUGACUCUAACAUCUUCUAACACAGCAGCACACAGCAUAAGGCGAUGGAACAUUGCCACGCACACAAGCGACAUCACAGUUCUGUCAAAGAUUUUUUCCAGUCUUACGUCAUCUGUACUUCCUGACUCUCUCAAAUUCUGUCACCUCAGCUGCUGCAUAACAGCUCCAGUGGGUCUUCCAGCAUCUCUGUGGAAUGUUACCAAGCCUACAGAGUGCUUCCUGAUACAACCAAAGGAAACAAAAGAGGAUUCCCAGAAGACCAGGAAGUGGAAAAAGAAGAAAAUUUCUGAUAUUCUUGCGAAAUCAGAGCCCAAACCAGGAACCUCUGAAGACCUACAGAAGCUUCUCAAGGACCAUUACAGCGGCAGUCGGUCCGUGAUUGAACUAGAGGAGCUGCACCUGCCAGACUCCUGUUUCCUCAAGGCCAAUGAUUUGACUCACAGUCUCUCUUCAUACCUAAAAGAAAUCUGCCCCAAGUGGGUAAAACUUCGGAAAACCCACAAUGAGAAGAAGUCGGUGCUGAUGCUGAUCCUCUGCAGCUCUGCUGUCCGGGCCCUGGAGCUCAUAAGGUCUCUGACAGCAUUCAGAGGAGAUGCCAAAGUUAUGAAAUUAUUUGCAAAACACAUAAAGGUCCAGGAGCAAGUCAAGUUGCUAGAGAAGCGUGUGGUGCACCUGGGUGUGGGGACUCCAGGGAGAAUCAAAGAGCUUGUUAAACAAGAUGGCCUUAAUUUGAACCCCUUAAAGUUUCUGGUUUUUGACUGGAACUGGCGAGAUCAGAAGCUACGGAGAAUGAUGGACAUUCCCGAGAUAAGAAAGGAGGUUUUUGAGCUUCUAGAUAUGGGAGUGUUCAGCCUAUGCAAGUCAGACUCCUUGAAGCUGGGUCUUUUCUAAGCCUGGGGCCUGAUGAAGAGUCCAACUGCCAACAUAUUCCAAGUGCUCAGUAACCUACUAUGACGUAAUGACAUUUACUGCAUCACCCAGUGGAUCUCUAAGAAUGUUCCGUGGGGAUUCUUUGGCCGAUAUGAA
This is a messenger RNA of Acomys russatus (golden spiny mouse), 1170 nucleotides long. It is a transcript of the gene Cmss1, whose product is annotated as cms1 ribosomal small subunit homolog. The record is from RefSeq and is a predicted model, not a curated record. The transcript has 12 exons. Gene Ontology annotation, cellular component: 90S preribosome; nucleus. Bases 1 to 1035 code for a protein of 344 amino acids. Lineage: Eukaryota; Metazoa; Chordata; Mammalia; Rodentia; Muridae.